AGCUGUCCCCUGGCCUGGCAGCACUGACGAUGGGCUGUGACUCGGGGAAUCUGGGCCCCCUCUCCCGGGUCCAGCUGCUCCUCUUGGACCGACCAGAGCCUGAGACCUUGCCGAGCCCCUACGGUCAGGAGGAGGAUUUCCCACCACUGGAGGACUGGAUGCAGUACGAUCCAGGACUGACAUCAGCAGGUGCUCUGAGGCCCCUCACAGCUGGCAGCAUCUCUGAAAGGUGUGACUCCGCAGGGAAAGUCCAGGAAAACAAAUCGGACCAAUCUGACGAAGGCUCCGGUUCACCAUCGUCAUGGAUCAUCGACCAGAGUCCAUCGUACAACAUGUUCAGAUCCUCGUGCUCUCCCUGCCCGUCCAACCACAGUUGCAGCACAGUUAAAGGAGGCCCAACCGAGGAGGAGUCGGAUCAUCCAGGAUGGAGGGACCGUGUUGGGUCCUCAGCCGUUCGGAGGAGCCCUGAGAGUCUUGACCACAGAACCGAAGAGACGGAAAGAAAGAUAGAGGAGAGGAGAACAAAGGUGUUGACCAUGCUUUCCAAACUGCAGGACGACGCCCCUCGGCAGAGCGGACGCAACAAGGGUUCCUCCAAUUUUGAGGACUGCCUUUGUGAGAGCGCUGGGGCCGGUGGGUCCCACAAUAAGCAUCCCACACCUAAGGUCAAGGCUGAGGGGCCGGCCCUCGGCAGGGGUCAGUCGGGUCAGAGUUCUCCU
Messenger RNA from Paralichthys olivaceus (Japanese flounder), 719 nucleotides. The record is from RefSeq and is a predicted model, not a curated record. Lineage: Eukaryota; Metazoa; Chordata; Actinopteri; Pleuronectiformes; Paralichthyidae.